UCGAAUUCUCUUACUAAAUUCCCCUUAUUUUUUAUAUUAAAAAAGGGCGGAAAAUUAAAACUUAUUAUUAAUUAUAAAAGACUUAACGAAAUUAUAAAAAAGAAUUACUACUUUUUAUUACUUAUUACUAAGCUUAGAGAUCUAUUUUAUAGAGCUAACUAA
This is a messenger RNA of Colletotrichum abscissum, 162 nucleotides long. RefSeq lists its product as uncharacterized. The transcript has a single exon. Lineage: Eukaryota; Fungi; Ascomycota; Sordariomycetes; Glomerellales; Glomerellaceae. The annotation marks the transcript as partial. The record is from RefSeq and is a predicted model, not a curated record.